Oryza brachyantha (malo sina) is the source of this 1290-nucleotide messenger RNA. RefSeq names its product keratin-associated protein 5-2-like. The coding region runs from base 29 to 1015 and encodes 328 amino acids. The transcript is spliced from 5 exons. The record is from RefSeq and is a predicted model, not a curated record. Lineage: Eukaryota; Viridiplantae; Streptophyta; Magnoliopsida; Poales; Poaceae.
UGUUGGUGUGGAUAAGUUUGGCCUUGCGAUGGGGGAGGCGCCGAAGCCCAAGUCGCCGCCGAGGUACCCGGACCUGUGCGGCCGGCGGCGGCUGCAGCUGGAGGUGCAGAUCCUCAACCGGGAGGUGGGCUUCCUCGAGCAAGAGCUACAGGGACUUGAACGGAUUCAGCCGGUCUCGAGGUGUUGCAAAGAUGUCAGCGAAUUUGUCGGUGCAAAGUCAGACCCGCUUAUACCAAUAAACAAAAGGAAGCACAGAUCUUGCAGUCUUUAUCGGUGGAUCAGAUCAAAAUUGUGCACCUGCUUGUCAUGUCUCUGCUGCUGGUGCCGGUGCCUCCCAAAGCCCAAGAAACCGAGCUGCUUCAGCUGUUCUUGCUGCUCCUGCUGCGACACAUCAUGCUGUAGACCGAGCUGCAGCUGCCUGAAGACCCCUUCGUGCUGUUGCAAAUCUAACUGCAGCUGCUGCAGCAGCGAUUGCUGCACCUGCAGCCUUCCCAGCUGCGACUGCGGCUGCACAGGCUGCGGCCAUUGCCGACCGCGGUGUGGCAGCAGCUGCUGCUGCUGUCCACCCGGUGACUGCUCCUCCUGCGGCGGCUGCUGCAAACCAUGGAGCUGCGGCACCGACCAAUGCUGCACGGGGUGCUCGUGCUCGUGCCCACGGUGCUGUAGCUGCGCCGGCUGCUGCCCCGUCGCGAAGUGCUCCUGCGCGGCGCCCUGCACCGGCUGCCUCGCGUUGCUCCGGCGGUGCCUGACCUGCCGGUCGUCGUGCUGCAAGGGGCAGCAGCCGUCCUGCUGCAAGUGCCAGUCGUCGUGCUGCGAGGGGGAGCCUUCCUGCUGCUGCGGCGGCAAGGGAUCGCCGUCGUGCUGCUGCGGCAGGUCGUGCCUCGGCGGCGCAGCGCCGUCGCCGUCGUGCCCCGAGUGCUCCUGCGGCUGCGCGUGCUCCUGCCCGAGGUGCAGGGAAGGGUGCAGCUGUCCGUCGUGCGGCAACCCGUGCUGCGCCGGCGGAUGCUUAUGCUAAAGUAGUUCGUUGAUUAAUUAGUUUGGCUUGUAUUUUCUUUUGUGCUUAUUAGAUAUUGGAUUUGAGUAAAACUUUGGUCAUAUAUGGUACUUACUUAAAUAAUUAUACUUGAGCACCAAAUGGUAAGGUCGAAAAUAGUUCACUGUAGGUGUUAUCAACUGUGAGACUAGUGAGUUUUGUACAAAAUAGUCCACUGUAGGUGAUAUCCAUUCUAACCUGUUUUAGGAAAAGUGAUGGGCGUCUCUAAUUUUGUCUGCGUAUAUCCGAGUAAAUAU